Eimeria tenella is the source of this 294-nucleotide messenger RNA. RefSeq lists its product as uncharacterized. The record is from RefSeq and is a predicted model, not a curated record. The transcript has a single exon. Bases 1 to 294 code for a protein of 97 amino acids. NCBI's taxonomy places the organism in Eukaryota, Apicomplexa, Conoidasida, Eucoccidiorida, Eimeriidae.
AUGUCGACAAACAAGGAGACAAAAAGGAAACAAAAAAGGAGCCAAAAAGAGCCAAAAAAGGCCAAAAAAGAGACAAAAAGAGACGGAAAGAGACGAAAAGGAAACGAAAAUGUGGCAAAAAAGGCUCAAAGAAAGGAAAAAAAAAGGCAAAAAAGGGACAAAAAGUCGACAAAUAAGAAGAGAAAAAGUCGACAAACAAGGAGACAAAAAGGAGACAAAAAGGAGACAAAAACGGAGCCAAAAAGAGCCGAAAAAGGCCAAAAAAGAGACAAAAAGAGACAGACUUUGGUGUAG